This is a messenger RNA of Closterium sp. NIES-67, 6619 nucleotides long. NCBI's taxonomy places the organism in Eukaryota, Viridiplantae, Streptophyta, Zygnematophyceae, Desmidiales, Closteriaceae. The record is from the annotation of a GenBank genome assembly.
CUCCCAACUUGCAAGGCUGUACUCGGGGAGGUGGCAACCUCCCACCCACCACCACCCACCCCUCUUUCCCACACGCAUCUCCGCCACUAGCUCCCCCUCUCUGCAAAAGCUUCGGGAUUUGCGAGAGUAGCUUUGGGAUAUUCGCAAGAAGCCUUGGGACUGUCUGGUGUGUUCUAGGAAUUGUCGCAUGACGCCUAGGAUCAUUGCAUGAAACCGAUCAUCGCACGAAGCCUAGGGAUUGUCGCGCGAAGCCUAGCGAUUGUCGCACGAAGCCGCGGAGCAGUCGCACGAAGCCUAGAAAUUGUCGCACUUCUGGAUUCAGCCAGUGUCAGCCUCGCCGCCAUUGCGCUGACCAUCGCUCUUUCCCCACUCGCUCGCGCAAGAUAUUAUCCGCUGCAGUCUAUAACGCUCAGCGCCUGCUGGCCCUGUUGAGCCCCUGCUUAUAACGCGUAUCGCUCAACCGAGACUCGUUUUCGUCCCUUGAGCCAGCUUUUCGCUAGAGCGUUCGCAGGUUCGUUCGAUUCUGCUCACUAGAGCACACAAUUCCCAGUCGGAUCUCACCGGACUUCACCGAGUUCCACCGUUUCGAUCGCACUCUACUACGUGACUCUAUUCCGCCAGUCCGCCCGCAUGGGGAGCGCAGGUCAUGGGGACCAGCCCCGUGCGCCCGCCGUGCCCUCUGCGCCCUCCCCCAUGCUUCUCCCCUCUGCGCCCUCCCCCACUUCCGCCAACGCGAUUGGCCGAUCCCGCUCCCUCACUGGUUCCUCCUCCGCCUCCCUUGUUCCCACCCCUGUGUUUCCCGCCUCCCGCUCCCCCCUCCCCGCCUUCCCGCGCCAAUCCUCCACCUCCGCCGCGGUCUCCCCCUGCCGCAACUUGCGCCCGUCGCUCCCCGCCGCGCGCGGCGGAAGCGGGGGAGCGCGGGGGGAGGACGCCUCCGCGGACGUGUCCCGCGAGUUCCCCAACGGGGACUCGUACUACGGGCACUGGGGGGCCGCGUGGGACGUUCCGCACGGCACGGGGUGCUACGUGUGGGCGGACGGGAGCGUGUACGAGGGGGAGUGGGCGCGCGGGGAGAAGCACGGGCAGGGGCUGUUCGUGUGGCCGUCGGGCGCGCGGUACAAGGGGGAGUGGGCGCGCGGGCAGAUGCAGGGCGUGGGGAGUUACUGGGGCGUGGACGGGUCGUUCUACACGGGUAACUGGGCGGCGGGCGUGAAGCACGGGCUGGGGCGCAAGCUGUACCCUAACGGGGACUAUUACGAGGGAUUCUGGUCAUUUGGCGCGGCGCAGGGGCCCGGGCGGUACGUGUGGGCGAACGGGAACGAGUAUUUCGGCGAGUGGGAGGGCGGCAUGAUGAGCGGGUGCGGCACGUUCACGUGGGCGAGCGGGGAGAGCUACGAGGGCGAGUGGGAGGGCGGCGUGGAGCACGGCGUGGGGGCGUUCAGGUGGCGGGACGGGAGUCGGUAUGAGGGCACGUGGAGCCACGGGCUCAAGGAUGGGAAAGGGGUGUUCUACCCUGCUGGGAGUAGGGGUGGGGGAGGGGAUGUGGGGGAGAAGGUGGGGGGAGAAGAGGAGGUGGAGGGGGAAGGGGGGGAGGAGGAGGGGGUUGAUGAAGGGGAGGGAGGUGAGGAGGAGGAGGAUGAGGAGGGAUGGGGAGUGGAAGGGGAGGAGAGGAGAGGGGAGGGGGGCGGAGAGGAAGGGGCGGGGGGGGGUGUGACUGGUGUGGGAGACAGGGAUGGUGGCAUUGCUGCCAGUGCUAUCAACGGCCACAGUCAUGAUGCGUAUGAUGCACUCACAGCAACAGUUGCCGCGCCAGUGGCAGUGAUCCUGUCUGAUGUAUGCGGGGUUGAAAAGGCCGCCGCAUCUCAGAUACUUCCUGGUAGCUUUUCGAUGCCCAAGCAAGCUCCGGACCUGAUCUCAGGCUCGUUCAAUGCUGGCUCGGUGGGCUCAGCUUCGGCGAGGCUGGUUCGGAGGCAGACCAGCGGCAGUGUGGUGGGCGGUGCAGCAGCAGCAGGAGGGGGAGGCGGAGGGGUGAGGGGCGUGCAGCGGAUGCUGCAGAAGCGGCUGACGGAGGGAACGAGGGCGCUGGAGGUGGCUCUGGGGCCCACAGAGAGCGUCUAUCUGGCCGCUGACGCCGUGCCCGCCAUGCCCCGCCCUGACCCCAGCCCGCACGGCCGGCCCACAGGGGAGAGCAGGAGAGGGGGGAGAGACGAGGGGAGAAGGGAGACAAAUUUGAAGGGAGGGGAUGGUGCAGGGAACCUGGAGGAAAGGGAGGAGAGAAUGGCGAUCGUGAGCGAGAGAAGAUUGGAAGGGCAUGGCAGGAGUGCUGGGAUGGCAGGCGAAGGGAUCAAGGCGGCUGCAGGGGCGAGCAAGGGCAGGGCAGUGAGAGAGGCAGACAUGUGGCGGCCGCUGAUUGGCAGCGAUGCUGAGAGCAGCCAAUGGGGAGCAAGCAGUAGUGCAGCAGUGGUGGUGGAUGGGAGGGAGGCAGGGGGGUGUGAGGGAGGAGAGAAGGAGCUUGGGGGGAGGCAGGUGGGGGGAGUGGGGAAGGUGAAGCGGGGGAGAUGGGCGAAUGGCGCAGAUGGGGGCAGUCACAGUGAUAAAGAUGAGGAGAGCAAUAGUGAUGGCCAUGGUGAUAGUGAUAGUGAUGGGGAUGGGGAUGGUGAUAAUGCAUGUAGAGAAGCUGCAAAUGGGUCCAUGCAUGCAGGAUCCCACCAUCCUCCUGUGUAUCCGCGGUCACAGUCGUCUUCAACGCCAUCGUCUGUACGACCAUGGGGCCGACCCCCUCUCAUUCCUGACCGCUCGCCCCUUGCUGCGCACAACCCUCACCAUGCUGCUCCGCCCUGCGCCCACCUGCCGUCUGAUCGCUCUCACGCACUACCUGACCGCUCUCUCCCUGUCCCCGGCCACCCUCUCUCGCACUUCCGCAAGCCCAGUGACGACUUCUUCGUGGGGCUGUCCUCGGCCAAUGGCAGCAGCACACGUGGCAGCCCUGGCAGCGGGAAGGCCAUGCGGAAGUGCAUGUCGGGGCCGCUGCAGCCUCGGGUGAUGCAAGAGAGGGAGGGGCGGCGGCGCAGAGGACGUGGAUUGAAGGCUGAUGGUGGGGCGUUGCUGGGCGAGGGAAGGGGAGAGGGGCCCGAGGACGAGGGGGAUGGUGAUGGCAGGGUGGAUGCAGUGUCGCGGCCAGUCACAGCGAGCCACGUGUCGGAGGUGGAUAUGGAGGGGCACCAGGACAACUGGAAGGUGUGGCGGGAGGAGGCCCCUGUGGGCUGGAGGCACCACCUGGGGCUGCGCGCCUUCCCUGCUGCGCCCCCUGCUGCCCUCCCUGCUGCUCCCCCUGAUCCUCCUCCUGCUCCUAACGCCAGCUCAGUACCUCCUGCUGCCAGCUCAGUAUCUGCGGCUGCCAGCUCAGCAGCGCCAGCAGCAGCUGCAGCACCAGCAGCACCAGCAGCGGUGGCGGCAGCGGGUGGAGGGGAGGGGGCGCAGUCGCCAUGGGGCAUCACACGCGCGCUCACCAUGGGGCCUGUGCCGGGGCGCAGGCAGCGGUAUGCAGAGGGGGAGGAGGAGGGAGAGGAGUACGGGGUGCAGGAGAGAGGAGGUGAGAAUGGGGAUCUGGAGGAGGAGAGAGGGGAGGAGUUGGAAGGAGAUGAGUGUGGAGAGGAGGAGAGGGUAGCAGGCAGGGAGGGGGUGAGGGGAGGCGAGGGAGCGGCAUGUGAAUUGCACAGUGCAGCCCCCAUGCCGGCACACCCCCUAUCACCAAGUGCACACAUGCGCAGCCAUGCUCUGGGCCAGGAGCAGGAGCAGGGCCAUGCGCGUGCAGGGAGGCCCGUGGGGCAUGGGCGUGGGCGCGGGUACAGCGUGGGGCACUUCCCGGUGCUGGAGGCGGUGCGGGACGCUGCCAUGGUGCGGGAGUACGUGCAGGGCGUGCUGGUCAACCAGGAACCACUCACCACCCACGUCAACCUCCCGCGGUGGCACGUGCCGCGGGGCCGCGAGGGCAAGCGGGCGGGCGAGCUGAUCUACAAGGGCCACCGCAGCUACGACCUCAUGAGGACGCUGCAGCUCGGACUCAGGCACAGCGUGGGGCGCAUCACCCCGGACGCCCUGAGGGAUGUGCAGCAGGCCGACUUCUCCGACUCGUCUGCUGUGCGCUUCCCGCCGGCAGGGUCGCCCACCACGCCGCCGCACUCCAUGCAUGCCUUCAAGUGGCGCGACUACUGCCCCAACGCCUUCAGGGCGCUGCGAGCCAUGUUUGGCAUAGACCCGGGCGACUACAUGCUCUCUCUGUGCGGGGACGACGCGCUGAGGGAGCUGAGCAGCCCGGGCAAGUCGGGCAGCGUCUUCUUCCUCUCGCAGGACGACCGCUUCAUCAUCAAAACCAUGCGCCAUGCCGAGGUGCAGGUGCUUUUACGGAUGCUGCCUGCCUACUACCAGCACGUGCGGCGCCACCCACAUACUCUCCUCACCAAGUUCUUCGGGCUGCACGCCAUCAAGCUCUACCACACUGCCUCCUCGCACACCGCCGCGCUCGUCGCCGCCAAGGCGGGCGGCCGCGAGACGGUCAUCCGCUUCGUGGUGAUGGCCAACCUCUUUGUGUCACCGCUGCGCAUGCACCGCCGCUUCGACCUCAAGGGAUCGUCGCAGGGCCGCAGCACCGACAAAGUGGCGGUGGACGAGACCACGACUCUCAAGGACCUGGACCUGGACCUCGCGUUUCAUCUCCAUGAGGAUUGGAGGCCGCUCUUGUCGCAGCAGAUAGCAUCCGACUGUGCCUUCCUGGAGCGCCAGCGCAUCAUGGACUACAGCCUGCUGCUGGGCGUGCACUUCAAGGCCACCAGCCCGCCGCCCGCCCCCAUCGUCACCAUCGCCGACGCGCAGCUCGACGACCCGCGCUCCGCAUCCCUUCGCCACGACGCGCCCAACCCCACAAUAACACCCUCAGGGAAAGAGCAAGGGCCCGCUGACCCAUCACUUGAAGAGGACGGGCAAAGGAAGGCGAGAGAUGGGGAGGAAGGCGGCGUGGAGAGGGAUGGCCCAGGAGAGGUGGGAGAGGCGCAGCAGGCCCAGCCACCAGGGACUGACACAACUGCCUCAAGGAGGCUCAAUGCCCCGCCCCCCUUGCACCAGCUGCGGCAGCGGCUCUUCCGCCCGUGGCAGCGCAUUCUCUCUGACUCGCCCUCUCCCUUGCAGCGGUCGCUGGGGGAGGGGGCUCAAGUGGGCAGCACAUCCUCUCACACCUCCCCGUCCCACGUCUCCCCCUCUCAUUCCUCCCCCUCUCACUCCUCCCCCUCACACGCCUCUCCAUCCCACUUCUCUCCAUCUCACGCGGGGGCAUCAGCAGCUGCGACAACUGCCAAUGCUGGUGUGGCUGCCUUGCCUGGCGCUGCACGGCACUUCUUCCCGCGCUCCUUCACCACUAGCAGUGACAGCAGUAGCCCUCUUCACUUCCUCGCGCCCUCUCUCCCGCAUUCCAACUCCAUCACCACUGAUGGGAGCAGCAUAGAGGAAGUGAGCGGGGAGGCUAGUAGCUGCGAGGUGGGAGAGGUGGAGGGGAGAGCGGGAGGAGGAGAGGAGAAGUUGGGCCAAGGUGAUGAGGGGGGUAGCAGCGACAGCCACAAUAAGAACAGCAACAGCAAAAGCGGCAGUUGCAUCAGCAGCAACAGCAGAUGCAGCACCCAUGACAGCAAGGGCAGCAGCAGCAAUGCUCGUCGCCAUCCAACGCCCCCCCGCAUCCCACCAUUGGCCCGCCCUCCCCCUCACUCUCCCGCCUCUUACCCUCCCCCUGCCUCUACCACUCUGCCGCGCUCUUCCUCCCCGUCUCCUUCUGCCUCCCCUCCCACAACCGCCACGUCUAGAAAUGCAAGAGGCGCUGAGAAGGCAAGGCAGGGGAGAGAUGGGGAGCAUGGGGGGACAUCACAAGCAGCAGAGGCCAGCAUGGGUGGGGAAUCCAGGGCGGCAGCUGUGGUGGGAGCAGCUACAGCUGGCGGAUGGACAGGUGAAAGGGGAGCUGAAUCAGCAGCAGGCGGAGGAGCAGCAGGAGGAGGGGGGGAAGGAGGAGGAUCAGGAGAAGGAGGGAGAGGAGCAAGGGGGGGGGAACGAGGAGGGAGGAAGGGACGGGGGGUGGUGGGGCAGCUGUUGGGGCAGGGCAUGGCGGCCACCGCCGUGCGAGUGGACCGGCGGACGCGGCGGGCCAUUGAGGACCCGCUGCUGGGGGAGGCGUAUGAGGUGGUGCUCUACUUCGGCAUCAUCGACAUCCUGCAGGAGUACGACGUGACGAAGAAGGUGGAGCACCUGUACAAGAGCCUGCAGUACGACGGCCACUCCAUCUCCGCCGUGAACCCGUCGCUCUACGCGCGCCGCUUCCGCUCCUUCAUCUACGCCACCUUCCCCGACCCCCUCACUCCGCACAAACCCGCACCUAACGCUCCUGACGAUGAUGCUGAUGGUAACGGUACCGAUGAUGGCGAUGGUGCUGGUGGUGAUGGUGCUGCUGAUGGGGAUGAUGGUAGUGAUGGUGGUGAUGAUGACGAUUUUCUUCUGCCCUCGCCCCCUGGGGGUGUUCGGACGUCUUGCAGCAUUCUCCGUCUGUCGCACUUCUAGCGGUUGGAAUGAGGUACUACUGUGC